UAUCGUGGUUGGCCAUUUUUGGUCAUUUCGUCGUCCACUCGCGUCAAAUACUGGUAAUAACAGCAGUGAUUCAAAUCAUUCAUCCGCACCGGACCUUUCGUUGAACUGCGCGUCGGGAUGUUGUCAUGGGAGGCACCGUGUCGUUACAUAACGUGCAUUGGCGUUAAUCUUUAGUCUUUAUCCUACGUGAACGGUGCAUCAAGGCUGUUUUCCAUGCCAUAUACCGAAGAUUGUGUUUAAAAAAAAAAACACUAAAAGUGUCCCUGCUGCGGCAAGUUGAGCCUGAAGAGGGCAAUGUCGGACAACAGCAACAGCACCGGCAGCAGUGGCUCCUCAACCAAUAGCUGGACCCUCCUGUCCCCCGAGGAAGCAGCUGGCGACAACGUGGGGCCAGUGGAUGAUGGCACGGAGAGCCUGGGCGAUGCCCCCAGUCUGUCUGAGGACAUGGCAGCAGGUGCUGCGAUGGAGUUCAAGCCAAGUGACAUUCCAGUAGAGAGUGUCUUAUCAGAGGAAGGCCACCAGGUGUGUCAGGAGACCUCCCCAGCGUCCGGCGAGGGUCCCAUCCCCUCCAUUCCAAGCCCACCCAGCCCCUAUCCACCAGAACCGGACACCGAGAGCCAAGCUCCCAUCAUUCACGACAUCGUAACAAGCUCGCCCAGCGACAACGAGCACCUGUGCAGCGUGCCCUUUGUCUCCAGCAUCGAUUUCCUGGCGCCCCAGGAUAUCGCUGUCGCCGCUGCAGAUGAGCCAGAGGACACCCUCCUUGAUGCCGCACUGACGGAGAGGCUUGUCACUGAGGAACCAGAGGCUGACACCCCGGUUAGACUCGCUGAAGAGUCACAGGUGGAUGUCCCCACUGAGACCACCGCACUCUCUGAGGUUCCCAGCCUGGUAGAACCAGCACGGGCAGAAUCAGACAGCCCUGCUCAUGAGGACCUUGUCCCGGAAACAGUUUGUGCUGCAGAAGAGGAGCCUAAUGAAGAGGAGGAUGUAUUAAUGCAGGAGGAAGAGAAGGAAGAUGAAGAAUUCCCCGCUAGCUUCAACAUGGAGAUCUCAAGUGGCCAUGGACUCCGGAGGAGGGCUUUCCAAUCCUCUGACACAGCAAGGUCAAAAGCGUCGGAGGAGGAAGACGAGGAGGGAGAAGGGGAGGAGGAGGAGGAUGAGGAGGUGGAGUUAAGGCUGGUGGAGAAGGAUGAGGACAAGUCCUGGUGGUCCAUGAACAAGUGCGUGGUGGGGGCUGCUAUCCUGCUCUUCUUGGGCUCCCUCUUCCUCUCUGGUGACUUUGACGCCUCCGAAGUCAGCAAUGGAGAACCAAGCCAGGACAGGCCAAGCAGCAGCAAUCUACAGGAAAUGAAGGCACUGUUAGACAAACUGAUGAAGGAAAACCAACGUAUCACUCUUCUUGAGACUCACCUGCAAUCUCAGAUAAAUGAGCUUGACACAGCGGUGUCGACGAGCGGCGACAUACUGGAGAAAGCGGAUCUGGAAAGGGUAAGCGCGAAUCUGGGCGAGGAGCUGUCAUCUAUGGUGCACUUGAAGAAAGAACUGGAAAGUCUGCGGGCCAGGGUGACUGAACUAAGCCUGCUUGCAGCUGACCUGGAAUCCAGUGAAACCCAGCCAGCACCGUCAAGCUCCGCCCCUGGUCCUGCUGAACCAGAGAAGAAGGGCAAGGUGAAGGAGGCGCUAAAAAGGCAGAAGGUUCUCCUGGACGAAAGCAAGACGAGGCUGCAAGGGAUGAAAAAAGAUGGCGGCCACCGCAGGGCAGUGACUGAUAGCCUUGAGGAGAUCCGGAGGGAGCUCUCCGACCAGGUGGAGCGGUGGGGCGUCAGGCGGUCGCUGGGGCCCCAAGGGAAACGGAGCAAGAGCAAAGACAAGGAGCGGAAAGGGGACAAAGAUGGCAGGAAAGAAGAGGGGAAGUCUCCAAAGCCCAACUCUCACAAGGAAUCAUGGCGGAAGAAUCAGGAUGAGUGGGAGACCAAGAAGCAUGAGCGCCGCCAAGAUAGGGAGGAGAGGAGGAAGGAGAAACCAUGGCACAGUCGUCAGGCUUCACACCAGCAGCAGCAAUCCCGCAAGCCCCAUAUCAACGCAGGUGACUUCUGGAGAGACCAGGAGCAGAAGCUGAAACGCAACAUCCGCCCCCGGACGUCCUGCACCUCUGUGGAGGACUGCGCUGCUAAGGAGGGCCUCUACCCGGUGGAGCUACCCGAAUUCGAAGAGCUGCUGGAUGGCUACCUGAGCAAGCUGGAGGGGACGCCGCCCUUCAGCAAGGACGCCAUCCGUAGGCUGGCCUCCACCUUCUUCAGAGACGGCGUCUUCAUGCACGACCAGGUGAUGUUCGCCGACUUUGCCGAGGACGUGGCGGACAUCCUGGAGGACAUGGUGGACGUGGUGGAGGACGGCCGGCGCAGGGGAAACGACUCCCUGGAGGAGGAGAUGGAGGAGUUUGAGAGGGAGGCCCUGUGGAAGUUUGCCACCACCGCCUGAGCCGGAUUUCCACACUUGGGGGGGAUUCUGGGAGCUGUAAUUGUAGUCCACACACAUCCCUCUGAGUCCAUCAUACGCUCCACUUGUUCUCGGCUGUUUCUCCUACGUUGUGGUUUGUCUCCGCUGCUGUUCUGUGUGGACUUUUCUUCACAUUGUUCCUCUUCCUGCUGCUGCUUACCUCCUGCAUGUCGAGUCAUCAAGUUAGGACGGAUUCUUGGAGCGUUCUUGGCGCUAAAUCCCAGUGGAUCAAUCGACAUCCAUCUUCCCUUGUGUCGAGCCGGUUCGACCAGUUUGAGGAGGCCAGCUUUUUAUUCGACUUGUACAAACAGGGCAAAAAAUAAUCCACAGCGGUGCUCAUACUCCUGAAGAUUUAGUGAUGUGAAAGCUGGACUUGAUGUUUGACACGAGUGGGGGGGGUCCCUUGGGAACGUGUGGUGCACAACUACUACAGAAAACAAGUAUUAACCUUUCUUUCCCAAAUGCACUACAGACAAGUAGCAUAUGUAAACAAAAGUAUUGGGACUAUCUUCUCAAGGGACAAUUCUGUGGGCUUGAAACUUGGUUGUAUGUUGUACUAUUUGGUAGUCGGUGCACCACGUGUGGGCUGCACGGAGGUCGAGUGGUUGGCACGCGGCCCUCACAGCUUCCACCCUCGGCCAUAUGUGUGUGGAGUUUGCAUGCUAGGUUAAUUGGCCACUCCAAAUUGUCCAUAGGUAUGAAUGUGAGUGUGAAUGGUUGUUUGUCUAUAUGUGCCCUGUGAUUGGCUUUCCACCAGUCCAGGGUGUGGGAUAGGCUCCAGCACCCCCCGCAAUCCUCAUGAGGAUAAGUGGUAGAAAAUGAAUGAACUUGUCAAUUAACAAGAACAAAGUCAUAAAUUGACAACAUUUUCGUCUCCUAAAUUUGUAUUGAGUAUUGUCAUAAAUUUAAGUUAAAGUCGUAAAUUUCUGUUUAAAGUUUUCUGUACUCUUAAAAGUUGUCUUAAUUGGCGAUUCCAAAUUGUCCAUAGGUAUGAAUGGGAGUGUGAAUGGUUGUUUAUCUAUAUGUGCCCUGUGAUUGGCUGGCCACCAGUCCAGGGUGUACCCGCCUCUCGCCCGAUGACAGCUGGGAUAAGCUCCAGCAACCCCGACCCCUCCUCCCGUGACCCUAGUGAGUAGCGUGUAUCAUGGUAGAAAUGACUACUAUACAGUAUGUACACCCAAAGGUUUGGGACACAUGCAGGCGUGUAUGAUAUGAUAUAUAAUAAUCAAGAUGUCAACUUGAGCAAUGAAGUCCCAGUACUUUUGUCCUUGUUUAUAUUGAGUACACACAAGUAAUGCAGUAUAGUUUGUGUGGGAAGAAAAAGCUGCUUUUUUGGGAUAUUUGGUUGACUGAUGAAUGGUACAAGAGUUUUUGAAGUGAAGUUAUUUAUUUAGUGCUGCCACACUUUUGUUUUGGAAAGUGUUGAAGUCAAACAAACGUGAAUGUGCUCAAUGUUAAAUCUGCUUAACGUGCCUUUGUUGCUAGAAGUAAAAGUAUUACUGCUAAGAGUAUUAGAGGUUUCAUGGGGAUGAGUGGCAACAUUUCUUCAAGGAACAUUUAUUUGUAUUUAGACCAAAGGGGUUGGAAGUUACAGAUGCAUCUUCAUGAGUUGAUUUCUGGGACAAUAUGGAGCUAUGUUUCCUCGAGUGCAUGUAGUUUUCUUUUUAUUUGCUUCACUCCCAGGAUUCUGUCCAGUGUUACGUUCAAUAAAUUAUCACCAGAGUCUAA
Messenger RNA from Doryrhamphus excisus (bluestripe pipefish), 4230 nucleotides. NCBI's taxonomy places the organism in Eukaryota, Metazoa, Chordata, Actinopteri, Syngnathiformes, Syngnathidae. The record is from RefSeq and is a predicted model, not a curated record.